GCGACCUCCCGCUCCGCCCGCCCUCCCCGCUGCUCCCCGGUGUCCCGGUCAUGGCGGCCUCCCUUCUGCUGCGGCGAGGACCGUCCGCGGCGCUGAAGACUGUGCUCCAAGAAGCACGAGUGUGUCGGGGACUUGCUUCCACGGUUUCUCUCUCUGCAGAAUCAGGGAAGACCGAAAAGGGACUGCCGCCGAAUUCCAAGAGGCAAAGCCCACCAAAAAAGCCCGCUCAAGCCGCCAGCCCCGCCGAGCCGUUCGAUAAUUCCACGUACAGGUAUCUCCAGCACCAUGACUACACCCCGUACACCUUCUUAGACCUCAACCUGGACCUGUCCAAGUUCCGGAUGCCCCAGCCCUCUUCCGGACGGGAGUCCCCUCGCCACUGAGCGCUCCCUUGACAGAAGAAAGCUUCCGGUGUCUGGGCAGCAGAAUAAAACCCGCUCCGGUCAUGCCGUGCGUAAUCUAUGUCCGUUUGACAGCGAACAGCGAAUUCGCAGCACUUUGUGUAGUUGUGCAUUUAGAAGCAUCUGUACACGGGGGUUUUCCCCCGUGAGCCGUAGCCUCAAGAGAGUUGUAGGCACCUUGCAUUGCUGCGAUCCGCUGUGUCUGGUCCCUGGUCUGUCGUUAGUCUGUCUCACCAGCUUGGCAUUGGUAAAUGUAGUGAUACCUUCGGGUUUGGCAGACCUAGUUCUUAUGAAAACCAGACUAGGAGUUCUACUGAUUCUAACCACUGUACUGCAAAGAAAAUAAACAUUGAGUUAUAGCACUUCA
This is a messenger RNA of Mustela erminea (ermine), 768 nucleotides long. RefSeq names its product NADH dehydrogenase [ubiquinone] flavoprotein 3, mitochondrial-like. The record is from RefSeq and is a predicted model, not a curated record. Lineage: Eukaryota; Metazoa; Chordata; Mammalia; Carnivora; Mustelidae. Gene Ontology annotation, cellular component: mitochondrion. The transcript has a single exon. Bases 51 to 383 code for a protein of 110 amino acids. Gene Ontology annotation, biological process: mitochondrial ATP synthesis coupled electron transport.